Theobroma cacao (cacao) is the source of this 2971-nucleotide messenger RNA. The record is from RefSeq and is a predicted model, not a curated record. Lineage: Eukaryota; Viridiplantae; Streptophyta; Magnoliopsida; Malvales; Malvaceae.
UUCUCACCACCUUCACCACCAGGCCAACCGGUUAAUGGCGCAUUAGAUAAGCAAAACCGCACUUUGCGUGGAUAUUAAGAGCUUUACUGGUUCGCAGUGCGCGCACACGCUUCCCACAGCCCACCAUCUUACUACUAUUUAUACAGUUGGGUUGGGUGGGGAACUUGCUUUCUCAAUCAAAAUCCAUUUGAGGCAAUCUUCAGUUAACGCCCAUGAAUGCCCUUAUCACCUUUAUUUUCAGUUUGUCCUUUUUCUCCGCUGUCUCAUUGUUGACAGAAACCGGUGCAGCCGCUGCAGAGAAGGAUGGUGUUUAUAUUGUGUACAUGGGAGCAGCGGCUUCGAGAAAGGGUUCAUUAAAGGAUGAUCACGCUCAACUUCUGAGCUCAUUGCUGAAACGGAAAACAAAUGCCCUGGUUCACAACUACAAACAUGGUUUCUCAGGGUUUGCAGCAGUUCUGUCAGCAGAAGAGGCUCAUUCGAUUGCCGAGAGACCAGGAGUUGUGUCGGUCUUCCCCGAUUCUGUGAUAGAACUCCACACUACUCGCUCAUGGGAUUUCUUGAAGUAUCAGACUUCGGUGGUGAUCGACUCAAAUCCCAACUCAGACUCAAACUCAACAUCUGAUCCUGAUUCGGGUGCCAUCAUUGGCGUCCUAGAUACAGGAAUUUGGCCGGAGUCAGAGAGUUUUAAUGACAAGGACAUGGGUCCAAUUCCACCAGGAUGGCAUGGUACUUGCGCACAAGCACAAAAAACACGUCCUCAACAUUUGUUUUGCAACAGAAAGAUCAUUGGAGCAAGAUCCUAUGAGGCGGACGAUAGUUCGGUAAUAAAGUACCAUUCGCCAAGGGAUACAAUUGGGCAUGGCACUCAUGUGGCGUCAACCGCAGCAGGAAGUGAGGUCCAGGGUGUAUCUUACUACGGCCUGGCGGAAGGCACCGCCAAGGGUGGAUCUCCGGGGUCAAGACUAGCUAUUUAUAGAGUAUGUUCCUCUCACAACGGAUGCCGUGGGUCCAGUAUCUUAGCAGCAUUUGAUGAUGCGAUUGCUGAUGGGGUGGACGUGCUCUCAUUGUCCCUUGGAGCACCCUCAUUUUUCAAGCCAGAGCUUAUUGAUGAUCCCAUUGCCAUCGGAGCAUUCCAUGCUGUGCAGCAUAAUAUUACUGUGGUCUGCUCUGCAGGAAACGAUGGACCUACCCGUGGAUCAGUUGUCAAUGCUGCACCUUGGAUCUUGACCGUUGCCGCUAGCACAAUCGACCGAGAUUUUGAGUCUGAUGUUGUGCUGGGGGAAGAUAAAGUAAUCAUUAAGGUAAUGAUCUUCUUUGACCCGUUCUCCUGUAUUCUCCUCGUCCUAGUUUUCGUCAUUUAUCUUCUGACUGAUAUACAGGGUGAAGGCAUUAACUUCGCCAACAUUCAAAAAUCUCCAGUGUACCCGAUUAUAUAUGCACAAUCAGCCAACAAAACUGGAGUAGACGAAAAUGAAUCAAGGAGCUGCAACCCAGAUUCCAUGGACCAAGAAAUUAUCAAGGGAAAGAUUGUUGUUUGUGAUAAAGACGGUCCCUAUUCACCGAGUGAGAAGAAAGAUGUAGUGAAGAAUCUUGGAGGCAUAGGCGUAGUCUUGAUUGAUGAUGAAUCAAGAGCAGUGGCAUCCACUUUUGGCACAUUUCCCGCCACAGUGAUCAGUUCAAAGGAUGGCGCUAAGGUUCUCUCCUACAUCAACUCAACCAAAAAUCCAGCCGCCACAAUCUUGCCUACAACAUCACCGACAAACUAUAAACCAGCACCUACCAUAGCAUACUUCUCAUCUAGAGGCCCUUCAACCAUCCCAAAGAACAUUCUCAAGCCUGAUAUUGCAGCACCUGGAGUUAACAUUCUUGCAGCAUGGCUAGGAAAUGACACGGCUGAGGCUCCAGAAGGCAAAGACCCACCACUGUAUAAUGUGAUCUCAGGAACUUCGAUGGCAUGUCCACAUGUUUCUGGGAUUGCCGCCACGGUCAAAUCAAGAAACUCUAAAUGGAGUCCCUCCGCAAUCAGGUCUGCCAUUAUGACAACAGCAACUCAAACAAAUAAUUUGAAAGCCCCAAUUACGACAGACAAAGGUGCAGCAGCUACACCUUAUGAUUUCGGUGCAGGAGAAGUAAGCACAACAGGACCAUUGCAACCUGGCCUAGUUUACGAGACUACCACCAUUGACUAUUUGAAUUUUCUCUGCUACUAUGGUUAUAAUAUAUCUACAAUCAAAAUUAUCACCAACACCAUCCCAGAUGGGUUUACUUGCCCCGAGGAGUCAAGCAUCGAUCUUAUAUCCAACAUCAAUUAUCCAUCAAUAGCGAUUUCCAAUUUCAAUGAAAAAGCAGGCAGGAAAGUGAACAGAACCCUUACAAAUGUUGCCGAAGAUGAUAAAACAGUCUACACCGUAAGCAUUGAUGCACCUGCAGGCCUAGAUGUUCAAGUGGUUCCAGACAAGCUGCAAUUCACGAACAAUGGCCAGAAGUCAUCUUACCAAGUGAGUUUCUCUUCUGCAAAUCCGCUCAAGGAAGAUGUAUUUGGAUUCUUAACGUGGUCUAACGAAAAAUACAAAGUCAGAAGUCCAUUUGCUGUAAGCAGUGAAAGUGGCAACUAGGUCCUAAAUCCUUAAUAAGCAUUAUAGCAAUGUGUAGAACAUCUGUAAUAAAAACGAGGAUCCACAAGUUCUUGAUCCUACUGGAACAAAUACAAUUUGAAGCUCUUUUACCCUGACUUAAGCAUAAUCUCCUCUGUUUUCCUACAUGUUCAGCAUCAAUAUAUGCAGAAUUCAUCCGAAAAACAGAAGAUAAUUAGUAAAAGAACAACAUGAAUGAACCUUGCAUCGGUCCAACAAGACAUAACAGUCGAAGAAAGUAAAAGAAUUGAGCUUAAGAUGAUAGUAACAGUAAUCAAACUAGGCAGAAAUAACGACCCAAUGUUCUGAAACACUUUGAAAUUAUAAAAAAAAAAAAA